This is a messenger RNA of Aspergillus fischeri NRRL 181, 573 nucleotides long. RefSeq names its product peptide alpha-N-acetyltransferase complex B subunit NAT3. Gene Ontology annotation, molecular function: protein-N-terminal amino-acid acetyltransferase activity. Bases 1 to 573 code for a protein of 190 amino acids. Gene Ontology annotation, cellular component: NatB complex. Lineage: Eukaryota; Fungi; Ascomycota; Eurotiomycetes; Eurotiales; Aspergillaceae. The transcript is spliced from 2 exons. Gene Ontology annotation, biological process: N-terminal peptidyl-methionine acetylation. The record is from RefSeq and is a predicted model, not a curated record.
AUGAGUUCCAUUCGGCGCGUGUCCCCAACGGACCUCCUCUCCCUCAACCUCACCAACCUCGACCCGUUGACCGAAAACUACGACCUGGGCUUCUACCUCAACUACCUCAUGCGAUGGCCCUCACUCUUCAGCGCUGUCAAAGAUCGCACAGAAGGCAUAGUCGGAUACAUCAUGGGCAAACUCGAAGAACAACACCCUUCAAUGCGCCACUCCGAACACUACACCCCCUGGCAUGGACAUAUCACCGUGCUGACGGUUGCCCCAGCCUGGCGACGUCUAGGCCACGCGCGCCGCCUGACAGAGCGUCUCGAGCACGGCUCCGAUAUCAACGAUGCCUGGUUUGUGGAUCUGUACGUGCGCGCGGGGAAUAAGGUCGCUGUGGGGAUGUACAAGGGGAUGGGGUACUCUGUUUUCCGGCGUGUGGUCAAUUACUACAGCGAUGAUCCGACAGGGAUGUCGGAUUCGGGCGAGGAUGCGUUCGAUAUGCGCAAACCGUGCAGUCGGGAUAAGAAUUUGCAGCAUUUACGCGAGAAUGGGGAGGAGUUUCUGGUGAAUCCGGAGGAUGUUUCAUAG